CCUAUUUCCGUUUCUUUAGCGAAAUGGCCGAACUAAGGAGUGUUUAGAGGAAUCGAGGAGUGCCAAGUGUAUUUUAUAUCUCUAAUCGCAAAAGGAACGUGACGGAAGAGUGAUAUUGCGUCCCGAAAGGGAAAUUUAUAUCUAUAUACAUAAAAAAAAGAAAGAAGAGAAAAGCAGCGUUUCGUGGGUGUUGUUCAUUGUCAGCCGCUUAUUCUUCACCGUCGUGUCGACGGCUUUUUUUUCUACUGUAUUCGAACGCACAUUCGUUGAAGAGAAAAACACGAUGACGGAUAAUCAAUAUUCCAAUUAUCAGCAACAAGGCUAUAAUCAGUACAGCCAGCCACCACCUUCAGCUGGUCAGGAUACAUCAUAUCCACCUCCUUCGACCGGUGGAGGUGGCUAUAAUCAGUACAGUCAGCCACCUCCGAGUACUGGUAGCAAUUAUGGCAACUACAACAGCUAUAGUUCUAAUACUAAUCAAGACUACAAUCAGUCUCAAAGUCAAAGUAGCUAUGGACAGAGUAGCUAUGGCGGUGGUAACGCUGGCAGUGGAGAUAGCGGUAAUAAUUAUGGUGGAAAUUAUGGACAUGGAAGUAGCGGAGGUGGUGGAGGAUAUAAUCGCAAUUCCAGUGGUGGUUACAGUGGAGGCCAAGGAGGUGGGGGCGGAGGUGGUAGAUAUGGUGAUCGCGGCGGUUAUGGAGAUCGCUCUGGCGGUGGUUACAACAGUGGAGGUGGCCGCGGUGGUUAUAACAAAGGGGGCUACGGUGACCGUAACAGCGGUGGCGGUGACGGAAUGGUUACACAAGAAGAUACUAUUUUUGUAUCCGGUAUGGACCCAUCGAUCUCCGAAGAAGAGAUUUGUCAGCAUUUCGGGGCGAUUGGCGUUAUUAAGCAUGACAAACGCACGGGCAAACCAAAAGUUUGGAUGUACAAAGACAAGAAUACAGGAAAGUCAAAGGGAGAAGCUACAGUCACUUAUGACGAUCAAAAUGCUGCGCGUUCGGCAAUUAGCUGGUUUGAUGGCAAGGAGUUCAAGGGUUGCACAAUAAAGGUUCAAAUGGCGCAGCACAAAAGCAAUUGGCAGGGCAACCGAAUGGGCGGCGGACGCGGCGGUGGUGGCCGUGGUCGCGGUGGUGGUGGUGGCGGCGGCGGCAUGAAGCCAGAAGGUCUCGGCGGCUAUAGCGGUGGUGGCGGCGGCGGCGGUGGUGGCGGCGGCAGCAGCAGCGGCAGCAGCAGAGGGGGCGGUGGCCGAGGCGGUGGCGAUCGCGGUAAUCGAGGAGGUUUCAGGGGCGAUCGAGGCGGACGUGGAGGCGACAGAGGUGGCCGCGGCGGCGGCGGUUUCCGAGGCGGAGAUCGAGGCGGCCGCGGAGGUCGAGGUGGUCCUAUGAGAGGGGGCGGCGGCCGUGGUGACAGGGAUAGGGAUCGCCAACGACCAUAUUAAUUUCAAUAUUCAUAUGACGGUUAAUUCAUCGUUAUUAAAUAGCUUGUACACAUUUUGUACACAGUUUCAAUGCUUGUACAUUUUGCUAAAUGGAAAUCAUUUCACACACAUAUGUCUUACUAUCUUUUUUUCUUUUUAUAUUCAAAUCGAAUAUGCAUGUAUACCUUACAUGUAUACCUUACAUGUAUAUCAUAUAUAUUAUAUAUAUAUAUAUAUACACACACACGCGCGCGCGCGCACGCACACGCACACACACACACACACACACAAAUAUCAUUUAAAAUCAAACUUUUAGUAGAUGAUAAUAGAGAAAACUUUAAGUUCUGUAAAUGUGACUGAAUUGUUUAUCAUCUUGUAUCUCCCAUUUGAUGUUUUUGCGAAAUAAAGAGAGAAAAUAUUGGGAAA
Messenger RNA from Linepithema humile (Argentine ant), 1846 nucleotides. Lineage: Eukaryota; Metazoa; Arthropoda; Insecta; Hymenoptera; Formicidae. The record is from RefSeq and is a predicted model, not a curated record.